AUGUCUAGUGAAUUGGAAUUGUUGAAACAGCAGGUAGCUGAAUUGCAGGAGUUGGUGAAACGUCAGAGUUUGAUCAUUUCAAAGACUGGUCAAAAUGUGUUGGAAUUGCAAGUGGCUAGGCAGAAGGCCGGAGUGGAAGCGUUUGGCAAAGCACCUGCUUCCAAGUCUGGUUCCCAGGUUGAAGCAGCAGACUAUGCUACAAACGAAGAUUUGGUGCAGUUAGUCGGAGAACUUCAGGGACAAUUGGAAAAUAUUGAGGAGAGGUCGAUUAGGAGACUGGUGAACUCGACAAAAAGCGAUCCAAAGGAUUUAAUAUCGCCUUUACCCAACUCGGAUGCUGAAAUUCCUGCAGAAGGCUUCUUCCCGAGAUCGUUGGAGGAAUUCGAGAGAAUCUCUGACACGGCGUUGUACAAACUAGCCAAGUUUUACGAGUUGUUGCCUCCAAGUUUGAAGGAACAAGAGCAAUUCGAGGACUAUCUUGAGGGGAAAGUGGAAGAGUUCCAUAUCAGUGAGAUUAAAGACGAAGAAGUGGAGAAAGAGUUGAAGAAAUAUUCUUCCGAUCAGUUGGAGGAUGUCUUCAACGAUGUGGCUCGCUACCUUGGCUUGAAGUUGAGAAGAGGUACUUCCACAUGGUGA
Molecule: messenger RNA, 636 nt
Organism: Torulaspora globosa
Lineage: Eukaryota; Fungi; Ascomycota; Saccharomycetes; Saccharomycetales; Saccharomycetaceae
Gene: MRP8
Product: Mrp8p
Exons: 1
Coding region: 1-636 (211 amino acids)
Source: RefSeq, a predicted model, not a curated record